AUGGUUAAAGCUGUUGUUCUCGGAGCUGCUGGUGGCAUUGGCCAGCCUCUCUCCCUCCUCCUCAAGGCCUCUCCUCUCAUUGACGAGCUUGCCCUGUACGAUGUUGUCAAUACCCCUGGUGUGGCUGCUGAUCUCUCUCACAUCUCCUCGGUUGCUAAAAUCACUGGCUACCUUCCCAAGGAAGAUGGCCUGAAGAAUGCCCUGACCGGUGCUAACGUUGUUGUCAUCCCCGCCGGUAUUCCCCGCAAGCCCGGUAUGACUCGUGAUGAUCUUUUCAAGGUCAACGCUGGAAUCGUCAAGACUCUUGUCCAAGGAAUCGCCGACUUCGCCCCCAAGGCUUUUGUCCUCGUUAUCUCCAACCCCGUUAACUCCACUGUUCCGAUCGCCGCCGAGGUUCUCAAGGCUGCCGGUGUCUUCGACGCCCGCCGUUUGUUCGGUGUGACCACCCUCGACGUCGUUCGUGCCGAGACAUUUACCCAGGAGUACUCUGGCAAGAAGAACGCUUCCGAGGCCACCGUUCCCGUCAUUGGAGGCCACUCUGGCGAGACUAUUGUCCCUCUGUUCAGCAAGGUCUCCCCUAGCUUCCAGAUUCCCGCUGACCGCUACGAGGACCUUGUCAAGCGUGUCCAAUUCGGUGGUGACGAGGUCGUCAAGGCUAAGGAUGGUGCUGGUUCCGCUACCCUGUCUAUGGCCUUUGCCGGUUUCCGAUUUGCCGAGGCCGUCAUUAAGGCUUCUCAGGGCGAGAAGGGCAUUGUUGAGCCUACUUUCGUCCACCUGAACGGUGUCCCUGGCGGUGAUGAAAUUGCCAAGGCCACUGGUCUUGACUUCUUCUCCACUCCCGUUGAACUCGGCCGCAACGGUGUCGAGAAGGCCAUUAACAUCCUUGACGGCGUGACUGAGCGUGAGCAGGAGCUCCUCAAGGCUUGCAUUGAUGGACUCAAGGGCAAUAUUGAGAAGGGUGUUGAGUUCACCAAGAACCCGCCAAAGUAA
Molecule: messenger RNA, 990 nt
Organism: Penicillium soppii
Lineage: Eukaryota; Fungi; Ascomycota; Eurotiomycetes; Eurotiales; Aspergillaceae
Product: malate dehydrogenase
Exons: 8
Coding region: 1-990 (329 amino acids)
Biological process (GO): carboxylic acid metabolic process; tricarboxylic acid cycle
Cellular component (GO): cytoplasm
Molecular function (GO): L-malate dehydrogenase (NAD+) activity
Source: RefSeq, a predicted model, not a curated record